This is a messenger RNA of Cyphomyrmex costatus, 1145 nucleotides long. It is a transcript of the gene Thor, whose product is annotated as eukaryotic translation initiation factor 4E binding protein thor. Gene Ontology annotation, molecular function: eukaryotic initiation factor 4E binding. The record is from RefSeq and is a predicted model, not a curated record. Bases 408 to 755 code for a protein of 115 amino acids. Gene Ontology annotation, biological process: negative regulation of translational initiation. The transcript is spliced from 3 exons. Gene Ontology annotation, cellular component: cytoplasm. NCBI's taxonomy places the organism in Eukaryota, Metazoa, Arthropoda, Insecta, Hymenoptera, Formicidae.
UAUAUUUGGAUUUUUGGCUUGGAACGCUGUCUUACGUUAUUAUUGUCUGUAAACUUGAGGCAACUUCUAUCUCGCCGUCUCGUCUCGUAGGUUAUGUCGCAUUGACAACGCGCACUAAGAUCGUGAUCACGAACUCUGUAAAACCACGUGCGAAUCAAUCUCAACCUGACUCAGUCAAACAAGCAAUUAAACAAGUAGAAUCGCACGACAUUCUAUCCUCCAUUUAAAAGGUUGGCUGCACACUCAAGUAUCUCGGUAAAAGACUUAUUCUCGCCUUUAUUUUCUUCACGGGGACGUGAGAAAAGAGAAAGAAAGAAAGAAAGAAGGAGAGGCAGAGAGAAAAAAAAGCCGUGUCCAAAUCGACGCACAGCGCAGAACGCACGUGGUAGAAAAGACAUAACUACGAGAUGUCGGCAUCUCCUAUUGCCAGACAGGCCACCCAGAGCCAAAGCAUACCAUCCAAGAGGGUUAUUAUUCAUGAUCCCAAUCAGCUACCGGUUGAUUAUUCGUCUACCCCUGGAGGCACGCUCUAUUCCACGACGCCGGGAGGUACUCGCAUCGUGUACGAACGCGCGUUUUUGAUGAAUUUGCGGAACUCUCCGAUAUCACGAACGCCACCACGCAACCCGCUGACCAUACCGUCUGAAUUGUUGAAGGGGAACACUCCGGUUAUCACGAAAGAUCCCGCAAAAAAUACUAAUAAAGACUCUGUGAUGAUCGAGGAAUCCGCGGAGCAAUUUGAAAUGGAUAUGUGAGACAAAUACAACGUGCUGUUGUUUAUGAUUGAAAUGUGUUCGUAGCCAUGCUCAAAAAUAUGGUCAAUCAGUCCAACGACGAUCGCACAGAGUGGAGAGUACAUGGCUAAUACGCUUUAAUCCUGUGCCUUAUACCAGUGGUCUUAUUAAGAAUUGUGAAUCUUAUAAAAAGAUUUUCUCCUUGAUGAAAGGCCAUUUCUUAUUCAUAUAUUAUUAUAUAUAUUAUAUACAAAUCAUUUUAUUCUCGACGCUAGUUCUUGACCAAUGUUAUACGUAUGAUAUAUUUGCAUAUAAAGAACGACCAUGAGUGUGAAGGUACUAAUGAAACAUUAGUGAUCUGUUAUGUCUUCCUUUAAAAAAUGGUCAAUAUUGCUUUGUAAUGUGUUUUGU